Molecule: messenger RNA, 3111 nt
Organism: Selaginella moellendorffii
Lineage: Eukaryota; Viridiplantae; Streptophyta; Lycopodiopsida; Selaginellales; Selaginellaceae
Product: receptor-like protein kinase BRI1-like 3
Exons: 7
Coding region: 1-3111 (1036 amino acids)
Cellular component (GO): plasma membrane
Molecular function (GO): protein binding
Source: RefSeq, a predicted model, not a curated record
AUGAUAAAUUUCGGUUGGACUUUCUCUUCUGACUCCGUGUUCGAACCCAUUCUAAUGGAUCCAUGUAGGCUACUUGCUCUUGUCCUGCUUGUCAGAAUUGUUUUUCAUGCAGGUGCUGAAGAUUCAGAGAUUGAUUCUCUGUCACUUUCGGGCACAAUCCAAGGCAACUUGUCUGCUUCGAGGAACAACUUCACUGAGAUCCACAUAUCACCACAGAAAUGCUCUUUGGAGGUCCUCGACUUGUCAAGCAACAAUUUCACUAGUGAUUUUCUAGAUAUUCUUUUGGUUACGUGCAAAGGCAUCAGAAGCUUACAAGAGCUUUCACUGUCGUCGAAUAAUUUGACAGGGGAACUUUCUGGUCUACGUUCAUCCAACAGCCUUCAGAAGCUCAACCUGUCUACCAACGUUUUCACAUCAUUUCAGAUCGAGCAGUGUCCUACUCUGGAGGAGCUGGAUCUCUCUUUUAACAACAUUUCUGGGACAGACAAAUUCCAAGCUGGAUCGGGCUCAUCGGAAGUGGAAGAGGAUGAAAUAACCGAAAUAACCUUCCCGUUACUGAUCGUGUAUGUGAUCAACAAAGAGCUAUCCAUCUGCAAAGCUUACGAGGAGGUUUUCAUACUGCAGGGGAUCCGCUUGGAUGACUUUGAGCACAAAGAUGGCUCUUCCUGGUACCUCCUAGGGCCAUUCCUUCGAAACCUCAAGAACCUGGAGUGGCUAGAUUUAUCACAGAACUGGCUUGAAUCACACAUCCCGGACUCGCUUGAUGAUGAUCAAGGUGAUGGUGGUGAUGGUCAAAUGAUUCUGGUUGCCAUUAUUAGUGGUGGUGCUUCAUUCCUACUAUGUAGUUUUCUUCAACUUGUUUUUCAUGGAGAUGCUGAAGAUUCAGAGUUGGAAGCACUCUUGAGCUUUAAAAAUUCUGUGGAUGAUCCUCUGGUGGCACUGAAUAACUGGAAGGCAGGCACAGACGUUUGCCAAUGGAUUGGUGUAAGUUGUUCCUCGGUAGGCCGCAUCACUGGCAUACAGCUUGAUUCUCUGUCACUUUCGGGCCUUCUUCCAUUUUCUACCAUCCAAGCCCUGCCUCAACUACGCACCUUGAGUGCUUCUGGGAACAACUUCACUGGGAUCAAAAUAUCACCGCAGAAAUGCUCUUUGGAGGUCCUCAAUUUGUCAAGCAACGAUUUCACUAGUGAUUUUCUAGAUAUUCUUUUGGUUACUUGCAAAGACAUCAGGUACUUGAACCUCUCACACAACAAGCUAAGAAAAAUUUCGCUGAAGGGAACAAUCGGGCAUGUUAUGGUUUCGGUUGAUUUAUCUCACAACAGAAUCAGUGGCUCGAUACCUGCUUCCUUUUUCACAUUGUGUAAGAGCUUGCGGUUUCUAGACAUAUCGAGCAAUCAGCUGGUUGGAGGGGUGCCUGAAGAUAUGUUUAUAAACUGCAGAAGCUUACAAGAGCUUUCACUGUCGUCGAAUAAUUUGACAGGGGAACUUUCUGGUCUACGUUCAUCCAACAGUCUUCAGAAGCUCAACCUGUCUACCAACUUCUUCACAACAUUUCAGAUCAAGCACUGUCCUACUCUGGAGGAGCUAGAUCUCUCUUUUAACAACAUUUCUGGGACAGUUUUUUGGAAGGAUUGUGCUGCUUUGAAGAUGCUCAAUCUAUCAGACAAUCACUUAUCUGGCCCAUUCCUCUCGGUAUUUGCCAAUCGAAGUUUAGCUACGGUUUUCAAGUCUCUUAAAGUUCUCCAAGCCGACCACAACAACUUUAUAGGUGAACUCCCUACAGUUCCUCCAAGUCUUAAUGUUCUAGACCUGAGCUGCAACUUGUUCAGCACUGGCAACCCAAACAUCUGCCCUGCAAGGUCCUCACUUAAGUCUUUGCUGCUGGUAUAUAACAGGUUGCAUGGUCGGGUUCUGAACUCAGCCAUGAACUGUGGUAACCUGGAAAUGCUUGAUAUCAGCAUCAAUUCUCUAGCAGGGCCCAUUCCAGUGGAUAUGUGCAGCAGACUUCCGAAGCUUCAACAUCUUCUUCUUUGGGGGAACAAUCUUGAAGGCAGCAUACCCGCUACAAUCAGCAACUGCAGUGAGCUGGUGACACUAAAUCUCAGUUUUAACAAUCUCACAGGUGUCAUUCCUCAGCAGAUAUCUGGGCUGAAGAAACUCUGGUUGCUGCUUCUGAGCAACAACAUGAUAUCUGGAGCAAUCCCCGCAUCUAUUGGAAGUAUGUUGAGCCUUCGAUCUCUCGUACUGGGUCACAACAUGCUUCAGGGUGGUCUACCAAGUGAGCUUAGAAACAACAAGGGUCUAACUUUGUUUUUAGUGAACGACAAUCAGUUGACAGGACAAAUUCCAGGCUGGAUCGGCCGCUCAUCAGAAGUGGAAGAGGAUAAAAUAACCGAAGUAACCUUCCCGUUUCUGAUGGUGUUUGCAAUCAACAUAGAGGCAUCCAUCUGCAAAGCUUAUGAGGAGGUUUUCAUACUGCAAGGGAUCCGCUUGGAUGACUUUGAGCAACUUCCGUUUGCAACCAGAUGCAGAAGAUGGUUCUUUCUGGCACCUCCUGGUUUCAACUUAACAAUAUAUACUCUGGUAAACAGUCCUUUGGCUAUUGAUCUCUCGCACAACAGCUUCACUGGAACAAUCCCAGAGGAAUUCGGUGGCAUGCGAGACUUAAAUGUGCUAAAUCUCGCACACAACUUACUUACGGGGGCCAUUCCUUCCACAAUUGGAAACCUCAAGAACCUGGAGUGGCUAGAUUUAUCACAGAACUGGCUUGAAUCAAACAUCCCGGACUCGCUUGGCAACCUCACCUUCCUGAAUUACUUAAACAUCUCGAACAACAAGCUUUUCGGAAGGGUUCCACAGAGUGCUCAACUUGCAUUAUUCCCGGUGAGCAGCUAUGAAGGAAACCCAGGCCUUUGUGGCUUCCCCCUUGCAGAGUGUGCUAGUUUGCAUGAUCCUUUUCAUGAUGAUCACAAAGAUGAAAACGAUGAUGACGGUCAUGGCGAUCAAACGAUUCUGGCUGCCAUUGUUGGUGGUGGUGUUUCAUGCAUCCUGUGGACCUUCGCAGUUUUCUUCAGUAAGAGAUGGGAGGCACUGCUUAAACGUUUAAUAUAA